Molecule: messenger RNA, 2052 nt
Organism: Arabidopsis lyrata subsp. lyrata
Lineage: Eukaryota; Viridiplantae; Streptophyta; Magnoliopsida; Brassicales; Brassicaceae
Product: probable lipid phosphate phosphatase beta
Exons: 3
Coding region: 221-856 (211 amino acids)
Molecular function (GO): sphingosine-1-phosphate phosphatase activity
Source: RefSeq, a predicted model, not a curated record
CCUAAAUCUUCCUUUUCUCUAUUAUGGGCUUAAUAAAUAAGGCCCAAUAUAACUGUCUGUUUUAUGGGCUUAAUAGAAAAAACAGAUAUUUACCUUUCCUCUACGAAAGCGACGUCGUUUCCUUAGCUCGAAUCCACAAUUAAAAAUCUUUUUUGACUAAUCUCUUCCGUCCCCUUAAACGUCGUCGUUUUAUUUUUUGCUCAGAUCUGUUACAACAGUUAUGUCUCCGUCGACGGCGGCGAUUAUCGUCGGUCCCAUCUUAGCGGUGGACGCCACCGUAUCUCGCGCAAUUCACACGGCGGCGAAGCCAUUCCUUCCACCAUUUCUCCUCCUUCUCCUAGAAAUCUCCGCCGAUUUCCGAUUCUCCUUCCCUGUAUCCCUUUCCCUCCUCCUCUCCCCUCCGUUACGCUCUUUCCUCAUCCCUUUCCUCCUCGGCCUCCUCCUCGAUCUAAUCUUAAUCGCAUUAGUGAAAUUAAUCUUCCGUCGUGCUCGUCCCGCUUACAAUCACCCUUCAAUGUCCGCCGCUGUAUCAGCUGAUCACUACUCGUUUCCCUCAGGUCACGCUUCUCGCGUCUUCUUCGUUGCCGCUUCCGUUCACUUCUUCUCUGCUGCUGCUGAAGCUACAAUGGUAGAUCCGAGCUACUCUUUCUUAGAUGGUUGGAUCAGAGAUAAUCACGAUGGCGAUGUCAAACCAGAAGUUGUGGUGGUUGUAUGGAUCUGGGCAACAGUUACUGCAUUUUCAAGGAUUCUCUUAGGCAGACAUUAUGUUCUCGAUGUAGCUGCUGGUGCUUGCUUUGGGAUUGUAGAAGCUCUCUUUGCUCUUCGAUUUCUGAGAUUUGAACUCUUUGGGAGGUAACAAAAGUAUCCAAAAUGUUGUUGUUGCUGUAAUUGUUUCGAUUACAUUGAGAAGAAGAAUUUUAUUGUUCAUGAGUCAAAGAUUGUUCCUUUUGUUUGACUACAAUGCUCUUGUAUGAAAUCUUGUGUUAUACAAUCCUUAAUGUGAAUAAUGAGAUCUUAUACACUUGCAUCGUAAUCGAGCUAGGCCUGAAUAUUGAAAGGCUAAACCUUUCACAUUGAUGUUAUUGUGUUUGAAACAUUGAAGUUGUGGAUGAGUGUAAUCUUCUUAGCUUACUUUUGUAGUUUGUGGAGAUUUUACCAUUUUCUCUCUAUGUAACUUCUCUCCGUUGUUUCGAGCUUUGGAAAGAUAAAUUGAGGAAUAAUAAACACUGGCAUGUGGAAUGUUGGGAAUGAGACCAUCACUGAUUGAUUAGACGUUUUUCGUUACUGUGAACAUGCUAUGCUUGCCAAUAUCUGUGGUUCCUCUGCGUUUGGGAAUAUUUCCUACCUGUAACUCGGUUUCUUUAUCUUUGCUCUCAUUCUUAGUGUAGCCAACAUAUUCUGUACUAUGUUACAGAGUCUUUCGUUAUCGUCAGAGAAGAAAACCGUUGCUAAAAUUGCCAGAAUCAAAUGAUUGAUUCAUCCGAUGCCUCCGCCUUGUUGGGUAUACUAUAGCAAGCUCGGUCAUAGGUUUUCUCUCGAAUCUCUACCUCUUUGUGUUGCCCUUGGUUUGCUAAUCUCAUCUUUGUCUAAGGUUGCAGGAGAUGCCUGUGAGAUUGGACCCACCCCUGCAAUAUGUAAGAGACUGUCUUCUACACUCGUGGAGCUACCUUGUUGAGAGAUAUUAUUUUGUUAAAAUAGCUAUAAUUGAAGCUUGAAUGAGAAAGCUGUUUCUACAGCAUUUCCUGCAGAAAACUCUGUUGAUUAGACUGAGAAAACACAGUCAAGCUUAGAUGGCCAAGGAGGUAUAAAGUCCCGAUCUCAAAAUUCAGUUGAUAUGACCUUCUCACGGUAACAAAUCUCACAUGUAAAAGUUUCCAUCCACCAUAUUGCUCCUUAAAAUUGGUUCUUAGUGUUAACCAAAUAAACCAGAUACCAGAACCACCGGUUAUGAGUUUGCUUGUGUGAGUGUGUUAUGAAUUAUGGGAUUGGUAUGUGUUGUCAUUCUUGGAUUGGUUCAUAGGCAUCAUUUAUGAGAAUUAUGGGAUUGGUAUG